CAGCGCUUCAUUGGUUUCUUCCAAGAUGGCGGCCUACAUAAGGCAACGAUGUUUAAGCGCAGCUGUCAAAGUUAAAUGUUUUUCUCCUUCUCUUACAGCCAGACGAUGGCUGCUCUCUGCAGCUUACACAGACAGCAAACUGUGGGAGGAGAGAGAAAAAGAAACACAAAACCUGGCUGUUCUGGCCAAGUUCAUGGAUAAAACUUAUGAGAGGACGUUUCCGGUCAGCUCUCUGACCAUUUCAMGGUUUGUUGACAGCAUAACAUCCAGGGAGGAAGUCGAUCAAGCAGAGUACUACCUGUACAAGUUUCGUCACAGUCCAAAUUGUUGGUACUUGCGAGACUGGACCAUUCACUCUUGGAUCAGACAAUGUUUGAAGUUUGGAGYCAGAGAAAAGGCCAUGUACACAGUUAAAAACAAGACCCAGUUUGGAAUAUUUCCAGACAACUUCACCUUCAACCUGCUGAUAGAUUCCUACAUUAAGGAUGGAGACUUUAAAAGUGCAUCGUCUGUGGUUGAAGAGGUGAUGCUUCAGGAGGCCUUCGACCUUCCCUCCACUCGGAUCCUGUCUCUGUAUGCUCUGAGUCAUUUCUUCGCAACCAAACCACAGCUCACCGUGUCAGAAGAGCGGGCUUUGGGGGCGUCGCUGUUCCACUGUGGACUGCAGCAGGACAACACUGUUGGUCUCAGUGCUCAGCUGCUUGGAAAUGCUCUUCUAGGAAAGGUGGAGAUGUUAAAGGGCAUUAAUGCCGUUUUUAAAGGCAUGCCUCUCUCCUGGGUUCGAGGGUAUCUGGGUCGGGCACUGGCUGUGAUGGAGAGAGUUGCUGCUGCAGCUUCUGGGGAUAUCAAACUGUCUAAAGACACACUCGACUACAUGAGCGACUUGCUGCAGGAGCUGUCCUCCACCUCGGAGACGGAYGACGACUCCGGAAAGGAGUCAGGGGAGGAGUCAGUAGAGGAGUCAGUGGAGGAGUCAGGCCAGGAAGAAAACAAGAAAGAAGAAGACGUGGAUGAAGAAGACGAGGCUGAGAAGGCUAACCUUCCUCAAUAUGUCCUCAGAUUUAAGGAGCUGAGCAGUCAGCUGGAGUCUCAGGGUAAAGUGGAGCCCGCCUCCUUCCAGGCUUUAACGACCACCCAGGCCCAGCAGAGCCUGGCCGCAGCGGAGCAACAGGACCUGGAGCAGUACGAGAAGCGAUUGGUGGACUGGGCGGCUGAGAGGAGGACGCUGAUCCAGAGGGAGAAGGAGAUGAGGGCGAAAUCUGAACAGGAACGACAGGAGCGGUUAGCUGCCAAGGCUGCAGCUGAACAAGCUGCAGCUGAACAAGCUCAGACACAGUGACCGUGCUUUUAAUGGAACAUUGCAUCCACACGUGACCAGUUAUUCCUGUGUAUAUUUACUGUGCUYGCUCUGCUAAAUAAGUUGUCAAAUUAAACCGAUUUUGAUUUGUAGAAAAAA
This is a messenger RNA of Austrofundulus limnaeus, 1456 nucleotides long. It is a transcript of the gene mrps27, whose product is annotated as mitochondrial ribosomal protein S27. Gene Ontology annotation, molecular function: protein binding. Bases 26 to 1339 code for a protein of 437 amino acids. The transcript has 11 exons. The record is from RefSeq and is a predicted model, not a curated record. NCBI's taxonomy places the organism in Eukaryota, Metazoa, Chordata, Actinopteri, Cyprinodontiformes, Rivulidae. Gene Ontology annotation, cellular component: mitochondrion.